AUGGUUUUUGUGAGCGGAAGAUCCGGCAGUUCCAGAGUCCACAAAGCGGAAUGGCAAAAUGCCACUGUCUUCGCACCGGUUCUGGCCGCAAUCAUGAGAUCAUUAAAACAGCUGCGAGCGUUUGUCGCGUCACUGGCCCUUCUUCUGUCCUGGGACCUUGCGCUGGUGCCCCGGCGCGUGGCUUUACGCGGAGUCGGCUGUGGAUGCUGGGGAUGUUUGUCGAACGCCUGGGCAGAGGUGGAGGUGAAACAGGAACUGCCACUUUCGCGUGGUCGACAGGAUGCGGACUUCGCAAAGGGGAUGGCCUUUGGCAUGAUCGACUAUGAACGCGCCAUUGCCAAGAAGAAACGCAAACUCUUUCAAGAUUUGUUUGGCCUUCUGCCAAAGAGCGGGCCGGUAGUCCUUGAGGUUGGUAUCGGCAGCUUCCCCAACGCAUUGUACCUGGGUUCCCGGGAAGCACCGCAGAACAUGGACAUCAUAGGAGUGGACCCUAAUGAAUACAUGAAGCAAUAUGCACUGGACAAUGCCCAGAAGGCGGGCAUUUUGAAUUCCGAGCGUCAGAACUCCCUUCGACUGGUCCGGGGGAUUGCUGAGUCACUUCCUGUUGGAGAUCAAGUGGCUGAUGCUGUGAUUUGCACCCUUACCUUGUGUUCAGUGAAGAAUCCUUCAAAGGCCCUGGCCGAAAUACAGCGGACACUGAAGCCUGGUGGGCACUAUCUAUUUGUAGAGCACGUCCUGUCUGAGACAAAUCCCUUCUUUGCGACUGCUCAGAGACUUGCAACUCCUGAACAUGUUCAAGCAGCAGAUGGUUGUCAUUUUGACCGAAGAACGCUGGAGACGAUCCAGGGCGCUGGGUUUGCCGCUGUGGAUGGCGACUACUUCGAACUCGAGAACUGCGGUGCCACGCUCCAUCAUGCCUGGGAGAUGUGGCAGGCGACUGUGAUCGGAUGCCUCUCAAGUAUGAUCGUGAACGAGAUCUUAAGGCCUGUGCAGCCCAACGUACUGCGCGAAGCGCUGAUGUGCGCGGCCUUCCUGGCCACGGUCUUCUUCUUAUGCUCCCGUCCUUGGGCAUUGGUACAGAAGCGCGUGUCCGUGGGAGUGAUGCUUUGCGGCACCAUCAACAUGUCGGUGUCGCAACAUGCCAAGCCCUGGUGGUUCCCAUGGACCAUUGGCGUUCCAUGUACUGUAGGCGUGGUAUGUGCCGUGAUCGCCAUGUUACUACCACCAUGGCUGGCAUCGAAGGAGCUGCACCAACGUUUGGCUUUCCAGGCUUUGUCUCAGCGACAGAUUUUGGUGGAGCAAUUCACGGCCUUUUUUGCCAAGUCCAAGACCCAUCACGCAGCGGCAGCGCAUUUGCUCGAGACCUUCAGGGAUAACCAACUGAAAAUGAAGAGUUUGCUGGGUCCGGCAGCACUGGAGCUGGUGUGCGAUAAAGAUGCCUGGAGUCGCCUCAACAUGACCAUCAAAUUCUUCGAUGCCCAGCUCUCUGCCUUGAGGCGCAUUCAGCUGACGACGAGUUCUGUGACUCAGGGGCUCAUGACACUGUCGCAUAUCAAGUUUCGGCAGAGCACGGAGGAUGCCUGGCGUGGCAGCAUGAAGGGCGUGGCUUCAGUGGUGGACGAUCUCGUGGCAGCUGAACUCAGUGGAAGCGGAUCGCGGAUCUCAGAGGAUGUCUUGGAGCACCUGAAGGAGACACAGAAGAGGUUGGACCGUGAGAUCUUCAAAGCAAGAAGUGAGAUCAUGUACCAUACUGGAUCGCAGUUUGUCGAGUCGGAGCAGCAACUGAACCACCACUUGGCGCACGUCAACCGCAUGGCUUGCUACUUUGCCAUCAACGAGCUCAUUUCUGUGACGGUGAGCCAAGCGCAAGAUGCGAUGCUACACAAGCCCAGGAAAACAGCUGGUGGCCUUGGAAUGCCUUGGAAGUGCCUGAGCUGGUUCCAGCUGCCCUGCAGGGCGAGGAGCCAAGAUGCCUUGAAGAAGGUCAUUUCUUUGGGCCUGCUGAGCAUCGGCGCAUGGAUCCCUGAAUGGCGGGCGAAACGUCCUGAGUUCAUUUGGGCCUUCAUUGCAGCGAGCUUCAUCUUUUCGGAUCUCCAGGGCUCGUCCAUAAGUACCGGCAUGGGCCGUGUCAUGGGCACCGUCUUUGGAGGAAUGGUGGGUUUCAUCACCUUAGAACUCUUCCAAUUGAUCGAUUGGCCAUCCAAAGCUCUCGAGAUUGCGGCCUACAUCUUGGUCUGCGUUUUGUGGACCUUCGGCUGUAGCUUGUCGCGCUCCUCGCCGCGGCAUGGCUAUACCGCCACAGUGGCCGGCUUCAGCAUUUACAUCAUGGUGGUUGGCACCUUAGAAUCCUUUGGCCGGAAGAGCAGUUCUGAGGUGGUCUUCCAACGCAUGCAGGAGCAAUUCGCUGGUGCGGUGAUUUACAUCACCGUCGAGAUGCUGUUGUGGCGGAAGUCGGCCCGCACGAUCGUGGAUGAGCAGCAGAUCACCAUCUUGACAGCGAUCAAGGACAGCAUCGUGGAAGCCACUGAGCCGCAUCUCCUAAUCGCCAGUGACGAGGCGCAUGAGUCUGAAGCUGCACUGCUUGGAAAGUCGCAAGAUGGACUGAGUGGAGAAACCUGGUGUCCUGAUUGUCCUGGCUCUGCCUUUGUCACAGAGAACAGCGGAUUGCCCAUGGAGAGGAACUGGAAGUCCACCACGCAGGAGCCUUUCAAGCCGUUCAAGUCCUUCAAAUCCCACGAGAAAAGGGAGUCCCACAACCGAAUGGAAGAGAUCUACCGCGUGGGGAAUCAUGCCUUGGAAGCGGCCAAGCAAGGGCUAGUGGCGGCCACUUUCGAACCCACCUGGUGGCAUAAGCCCUUUCCCAUGGCGCCUUCGGCAGCAUCUUCCUGA
This is a messenger RNA of Cladocopium goreaui, 2889 nucleotides long. Lineage: Eukaryota; Dinophyceae; Suessiales; Symbiodiniaceae. The record is from the annotation of a GenBank genome assembly.